Molecule: messenger RNA, 17673 nt
Organism: Diorhabda sublineata
Lineage: Eukaryota; Metazoa; Arthropoda; Insecta; Coleoptera; Chrysomelidae
Gene: mbl
Product: protein muscleblind
Exons: 9
Coding region: 818-2776 (652 amino acids)
Molecular function (GO): metal ion binding
Source: RefSeq, a predicted model, not a curated record
GACAGUCCCUCGCUGUUGCCUGAUCGCUUAGCUUGCCGCCGAAAAGCUUCUCAGAAUCAGUGUGUACUGUGUUCCGAGGCGUACAUUGUAUAGAUAUAAUACAUAUUGUAUAUAUAUUAUAUAUAUGUUUAUGCACUCUCUUUAAAAUCUAUUAUUAUUACUUCUUACUUAUAUUGUUGUUGAAUAAGGCCUAAAAUAACAGUUUCAUCGAACCGAAGUGUUUAAAUACAUAUUUUAUUUUAUUAUACUUAGGUAUACAAAAAAAAAAAAAAUUGGACGACGCGACACGCACAUUUUUUGACUAAUCGUUUUCUCGAAUUUAUCCACGUUUUUGGAAAUCUGUGAGAUUGACUGUGCUUUUGUGACUUUGUUUGGAUCGUUUCUGGGUUUGUAACCAUAAACUACUAUUUCAGGAUAUAAUUCAGAAAAUUCGAAGACAGUAGUCCAGUCGUCGUCGCAGCAUCUUCAAACACACAGUAGACUUGAUACCAUGCGCUAGAACUUCUUCUCUACAUAAACAAAUCGUUGUCGACAAUCGCUUUGCUUUCGGCUACCCGCUUGUGCAAGAGAAGUAAAAAUCUAGUCCAGUAAAAUAACAUUUAUAUAACGAAUAUCUAGCGUCGCAGAAAAAUAGGAAGUGUUUAUUUUUUUAUACGGAACAAUGGACAAUAAAUCUACCUGAUCUGAAACCUAUUGAAUUUUAGUCGCGCUACGUCCAUUAUCGCGUCCGCACUUCGGUGAACAAAGUAAUUUUGCGUGUGAUAAGUUGAACUUUUUCCAUUUUAAAUUUAAAAAAUAAUAAACAAAUAUCGUCAAAAUGGCUAUGGUCAACAUGAAUAAUCUUUUGAAUGGAAAAGACUCCAGAUGGUUGCAAUUGGAAGUAUGUAGGGAGUUCCAGAGAAAUAAGUGCUCCAGGCCGGAUUCAGAGUGCAAAUUUGCACAUCCAGCCACCAACGUCGAAGUCCAGAACGGUCGUGUUAUAGCUUGUUACGAUAGUAUUAAGGGUCGAUGUAAUAGAGAGAAACCUCCAUGCAAAUAUUUUCAUCCUCCACAACACCUCAAGGAUCAAUUGUUAAUAAAUGGAAGGAAUCAUUUAGCUCUUAAGAACGCCCUUAUGCAACAAAUGGGUCUGACUCCUGGUCAAGCCUUAGUUCCUGGUCAAGUUCAAGCAGUAGUGGAUGCGCCACUAGACUGCCUUCCCCUGACCUUCUUCCCCCAGUUGUCAAUGACAAUUGAAGAGCAGUAUGCACUUAUGGCUGCUAAUCCUUACCUCACCGGUAUGCCCCAAGUCGGAAGUACGUACAGUCCGUAUUUCGCACCAGGUCCCAUUAUGCCGACGAUAAUGGGUCCGGAUCCAACGGGCGUUGGGUCUCCUUUAGGAGUGGUACCCCAAACUGUGGUGACACAACAGAAGAUGCCCCGUUCUGAUAGAUUAGAGGUGUGCCGUGAGUUCCAGCGCGGGGCGUGCAAGCGCGCCGAGUCGGAAUGUCGCUUUGCGCAUCCCGCCGACUCUGUGACUGCUAACGAGGACGGUACUGUCACUGUCUGCAUGGAUGCAGUCAAGGGCCGCUGUAAUCGCGACCCCUGCCGCUAUUUCCAUCCCCCUCUGCACCUCCAAGCCCAAAUCAAGGCCGCACAGUCCCGGGCUAGCGCGCCCGCUGCCAUUUCGCCUUUGCUGGCCCCCCAGGCCCCCACAUCGGCUGCCGCCGUUCUCGAGAUAGGCAAGAAGAGACCCCGCGAGCCUAGCACCGCCGACACAGAUCUAUUACUGAUGGACAUGAAAUCUGUUGGAUCGUUUUACUACGAAAAUUUCGCCUUUCCAGCAGGAAUGGUACCUUACAAGCGACCAGCGGCAGAUAAAUCCGGCGUACCUGUGUACCAACCAAACGCAACUACGUACCAACAACUUAUGCAGUUGCAGCAGCCUUUCGUGCCCGUGUCAUGUGAGUAUUCCAUCUCCCCGGCUCCUCCUACUACUUCUUGUGCUUCGCCCUCAAUUCCCGAUAUGUCGUCCCAACCGAUAGCUUCCUCUCCUAUAUCUCAAGCUUCUCAAAUGCCGCUUCAUCAUCAACAACAACAACAACAACCACCUCCACAACCACCACCACCACAACCACCAUUACCGCAAUCUAAAGAAUCCGAUGUUACCCUUAUAACAACCACUGCUACAAUGCCAGUCGCCUUGCCUCCCCAACCCCAUAUCACAGAUCCCGCAACGCUUGCUAAAGAGGUUGCCCAGCAAAACUAUGCUAAAGCUAUCAAAUUAGCUGCUGUCAAUCAAAGUAUAGCAGCUUCUCAAUUCACAACUUUGAAUCCGUUAAAUUACACCGGAGUUUCUUUGAAUAAGCAGGCGUUGACGGCAGUGCCGCAACCUUCAGCCGCCGCCGCUGCUGCCGCCGCCGCGGCUGCCGCAGCUUCGAUUCCGCGAUACUCGACUGCCUUGCCGUUCCAAUUCAACGCAACGACAGUUAAUUUAGGUCUGGCUAAUCCUUACCAGGCAAUCGCGCAACAGAAUUUGCUUAAUUUGAGCCGUCCACCACCAGUGCAAUUCAAUCCUUAUUCGUUUAUUAGACAACCGUAUACUGCGGCGGCUGCGGGUGCUGCUGCGAAUCCGCUUUACGCUAAUAAUUUUCUAAGUGCACAAUAUCCAGUGACAGUCUCAGCAGCUCCGAUCAUAAAUAACACCGCUCCUCAGACGAAUAUGGCUGUAGCGGCGGCACAAAAUAACAACAAUAACGUACCGCUCCAACCGUACAAGAAACUGAAAACGAACUAAUAGGAUAUAUUUUAAUUUGUUGUUAAUUCACUUUUUGUUAGUUCUGUGUAAUAUUUUAUGAUACCUGAUCACAUUUUCGAAAAUAAAAUCAACUUUUAUCAAUUGUAUUUUAAUGGUUAGUGUUUUUGUUUGAUUUUAAUUUGAAAAUUGAUGUUGCGUUAAUUUCUCGUGUAAUUUUUUUGUUCCUUUAGUAUCGUAAUAUAGUUAUUACUGUAAGUGAACUAAUGGUACAGGAACGAACAAUGUUUUAUACCCCACUGGAAAUGUACGUUAGACAUUACCUUUGUUAUGUUUUCUUUUUUUGAUUUUUUCAUCUCCAAUUUUAUCUCUGUUUCUGCUAUCACACCACAAUAGACUCCACAAUAAUUCCUUAAUUUCUUAUUAUAAAAUAGGCCAGAUGUUAAUAUUUAAUGUACUUACUUAUAUUAACAUCAUUUAAUCAUAAAACUGAUUUACUGACUCUGAAAGCUCGUACAAGUUACCGAGAUCGUCGCUUCGGGAAAAGAAAGCUUCUGCCGUAUGACUUCCCUCUUUGCUGAAGACUUUCAAUGAAGCUAUUCAGUAUGAGGAUAGUAGCGAAUUAGAAACCACAAUAGAUACUGAAAUCAAAUCUAUGCACAAAACGAUGAAUGGAAAUUUUCCGAAUUUUUUCGAAAAAGAGAGUAAUCAAUGUCAAUAGCAAACGUUGAGGAGAUGGUUCUGCGGUAGUUUGAUGUCUCGACUACAUUCUGAUACGGUUAUGUUGAAGAAAAAAUCUUGAUGAAACAACCCGAAGAGUAUGCGGAUGGAACAGAACGUGUUUUCUCUCUUAAAUGAAGUUUAUAUGGUCUAAAGCAGACUCCACUCUAAUGGAGUAAGACUUUUGAAGACCGGUAAGGGAUUCCAACAAAACAAGAGGAUAUUUGCUUGUAUAUAUGUUUCUUUCUUUCUUGAGCUUGAUAUCACUCAAAGUGAUGGCAAUGUCAUGGUUAACCAACCGACUUAUAUCAAGAAAAUUCUCGUGCAAAUCAAAUGGAGAUAUUCACUGCUCAUGCGUAAAGGAAAUCUGCUGAUUUUUCGUAUCGAUCUGCUGUUAGGACUGUAACCUACAUGGUUAGAGUCGAAUGGAGAACUCUAGCGAUUUUCUGGGGCUUUCCAAGGGACUCUAGUUGAUAGCUGUUUUAAUCCAUCCCGUAUUUUUUGAUGUUCUUACUUGGCCUUACCAUAACCUUAGCUUUUGCUCAAUAUAUUCAUCAGAACUCUGACUCAUAUUCAUCUUUCUAGGUAUCUCAUUAUUCGUUAUUCUGCCAAGAUCCGUCAAUCCAUAUUUUUAUCCUGUUUUUCAUAUAAUUCAUCUUCUUUGUCUAGAAUAUGAUUGAGACUUUUGUCCAUUCAAAUUCUCAUCAUCGAUUGUCUUAACCAGUUAAAUCCACUCCUAGUUUUGUACAAGAUUCUUCUAAAACAACGUGUUCAUCUAAUUUGAACACUUUUUUCAAUCUUAUUCAAUCCGUUUCUCAAUCUUUACAACAAAACUUGUCUUUAUAAUAAGAAAUUACUAAAUUAUCGUGGAGGAUUAUUUUUUAUUUUCAUUAUUGCUGUUAUAAUUUCCAUCAUCUUCGCUAUACACAUUUUCCAUUCGUCCAAGUUGGAAUAUUUGGUCUAUCAUUAAACUGUCUGAUGGUCGUUUCGAUAACCAAGUUAUCGUCUUCAGAGAGUGAAGUUAAAUGUUUACCUCUAUGGUGACGAUGACUUGGUUAUAGAAACGAACAUCAGACAAUGGAAUUAUUGAUGUAGGAGUAGUAGUAGUAGUUCCUUAUUGAAAUACAAAUAUUUGUUAUUGCUGUAUUUCUUACCGUUUCUUUUAAUUUUAAUAGUUGCAUUUGUAGUUACUCGAAAUGCGGGUAUAAGCAUUUCCAAACGUUUUAUUCAAUGAAACAAUGUGAUAGAACGCACCAUUUUUGACACUUACGUGUUUGUUGUUAUUUACAAGAAUUAUUACACCUCGAAAAAACACGGUCGUGUUUAGGAUAUAGGUGUUCGUGUGUUUGGUAAAUAUUAAUACUAACUUUUGUAUAUUAUUUUCGUUAUUCUCAAAAGCAUUUUUGUUUUCAAAUUUCGUCUAGUCAGAUAAAGGUAAAUGUUAUCGAAAGACAAAAAAAAAAACUGGGCAAUGCUCUAAGCUACCCGGACCAAGCGAGUGCCUCAUUACUGUGAUACCUCUCACACCUGCUGAUUGCACCGCUAUAUUAACAUCCUUCCCCAUGCCCUAAUUACCUACCCCCAGUAUCGCUCUAAUUGUAAAUUAGGAAUUAAUUAAUAUUUUUGGUGGUAAAGACUAGAUACACUAUUUUGCCAUUUCCUAAAAGUUGGAGAUGUUUAUAUAUAGAAAAUUCUGCAUGACAUAAUUAUUUCGAUAUACUCGAUAAUUUUUAAAAGCCUAAUUGUAUCGCAUGGUAGACAUAUGCGUUGUAUUUGAUAGAAAGUGCCAUUCAGAAGUAGUAUGUUACUGACCCAAAAAGACGCCAGGUUUGUACAUAUAAAUUUUCUCUCUAAGUCCUUAAUUGCUUUCAUUCUAAUAAACUUCAAAAUCUAGUCACGCAUUUUUUCAAAUAUCAUCUUGGUUUUGAAAAUUAUGGUUGUUGUGGAUAUUUAUCUGUGCCAGACGUUCAUAAUGACUAGUUUCUUAAUUGAACUGUUUCACAACAGGUCAAAAUAAAUGUCUUCGGUUGUAGUUGAAUACUUUCACGUCUAGAGCUUAGAACAAACGUCAAAUAUCCAAAAGUUUUAUUGUUCGAACGUUUUUCAAAUCAAUCAUAGGUCAGGCAAAGGGUAGAUAUUGUAGGGAAAAUUAUAUCACCCUAUAAAAGACAUCGGUCAUUUAAGUCAAUUUUUUUAUACGUUUAUUUAGUUAGUUACUUCCACCGAAAUAAAAUUUUAUUAUUAUUUAGAUACUUAAAAAUAAUUGUGAACGUUAGGGAUGAAAUUAUUGAUUAAAUGAUUUGCUAUGAAGUAUGAAGGGUGAAGCAAUUAUCGAUAAUUGACCAAUCGUGGAAUUCAUCGACAAUAUCUGCAGUUACAGGGUGUUUCUAAAUUCAUGCGACAAAAUUCAGUAGGUGAUUGCUUAUAUCAAAUUAAUAUGGGUCUUUCCUAUAAGAAAAUUUGCGCACUCCAUUUCGAUAUAUCACAUUUGAAAGGUGGUGACUGAAAUUGAAAUUUUUUUUUUUUGAAAUUUCAGUAAAACUAGAAACUUAAAAUUCUGUAAGUUUCGUGCACUCGCCACGUGUAUUUUCUCAAUUACAUUUUAUGAAUUUACUAUUUUCCACUUAUUAAAAAAAUUAUAAACUAUUGGAAAAAAAACUCAUUUCAUUUCUUAAAACUUCUUUGAUUAAAGUUCUGAUAUGAACUAAAGUAAGGGUUGUUAAUUUCACCCCCGUAUAAUGUAACAGGAAAAUUGAAAAUAAACUCGUGGUUGGUUUUUAGCGAGUGCACGAAAAUUACAGAAUUUCAAGUUUACAGCUUUCAGGAAAAAAAAUAAAAAAUCAAUUUUAGUCACAAGCUUUUAAGGAAUUUUCAUUAUAGGAAAGAUUUGUCUUAAUUUAAUACGAGCAAUUUUAAAUUUAAACACCUUGUAUAUAGACUCCGAUUUUCUUGGGUCUCAUUGAUUUUAGAGGUAAAAACUGAUUUUUGGGAGCUCUAGUAAAUUAAUUACCGGAUUUUUAAAGUAAAAAGUUUUUUCUUUGAGCCAACCAAUAAAUUUUUAUACUUUAACUUGUCCUACGUGUUGAAAGUUGAAAUAUUGAAUUUUAUUUCGUUUUCGUUUGGAAUGCUCCUUGCUUGGGCAUAAUUUCAAAUACUUAACUUUUCCAUUUUCCACUAUUUCCACCAGGAAACUGUCCUUAGUAGCAACAUACUAUGGAGUUGUUUUAUGGGUACCGAAUUUCUAUCAAAAUCAAUACAAUUUAUCAAAAAAACAUAUCAAAAGAUUCAAUAAGUGAAAAAUUUAAUAUGUCUAACUCAAUUUUGAUCAAAAAUAGACAUUAGAUGCUUCUCAAAUGACUGAUUCAUUAAUAGAACAAUUAAUAUAUCUUUGAUUUGAGAGUACACACAAAAUAAGAGGUCAAACAAAGUGGUCGAAUCAUUCGAAUUAGUUCGGAAAACCCAGAAAAUGAGUUACAUUUUUGAAAACACCAUUUUUAAUCUCCGUACAAAAGAAAUCUUUGUUUUAUCCUUAGUUAGAAAGAGCAGACAUUGUACCUACCAGGAGUGGUAUUUUGCAAUAUGCCUGAAUGCUUUAUUCCCUUUCUUAUCUCAAAUUUUGAGACUGUUUUAAAAAUUAAAUGUAGAGCAACAAAACAUAUUUGUUAUAAAACGUUUUCAAGUCAAGGAAAAUGUUUAGCGGCUGUAAUAUUUGUGUGAGACUCAUCUGGAGAUAUCUCGAGGUGUCUUGCUUCCAUAUCGGUUUAUGUUUCGGAAUCAGUCAUAUCUAACCGCACAAAAGCAAAUGAAAAGACUAAAAUGUACAUGGUAGCGUCGUGGAUAGGCCUUUUCAGCACGACCGUUCGUCAAGACUCCACGAGAGUACUUACUUGAGAAACUACAACCAGCUUCAGAUUAGGAUUUCCAUUUGGAUCCUCUGCCAGAUAAAUCACUUUCCACUUUAUUGUAUGCCUGUUUAAAUAAUGCAGCACAAGUUGAAGUCUUGAGCCCUGCCAUCUUUGGCCAACUAAUUGAAAAUAUACAUUUUGUUUCUUGAAAAAAGUUCAAAGUACCGCUACGCCAAGCAAAAAAUUGUACGGAGGCACCUUAAGGUAUUUCGAGAUUUAUCAUUAGUGCUCUCAUUUAUUUUCUUGCUUUUGCGUGACAUUCCUCGCAUAAUAUGGCGAAAUCCACGACACGGGUGCGAGAAACCUCGAGGUGAAUCGAUAAUUGUCUUGUACACAAGAGAACAGCUGCAGAAUUUGAUUAUUUGACAUAAUGAACUUGUACAUACGUCCUCUUUUGUACAUAGUACGGAUCUCCUUUAUGUUGACGCUACUUCAAUUCAUUUUCGGCAAUGUUUUUGUCGUUUUGAUCGACUCGGCAUCAUUUUAUUACAAAUCUAAAAUAUACGUUUUGUUGCUAUAUAUCCAUAACUUUAAAAAUUGCUUUAAAAUUUUGAAUCGGACAAUAUAUGAAGCAUCCAGAUACUUGCAAAAAAUCACCAAUGCAUUUUGAUCUUAGUAACUUGACGUGAUUUCAAACUAUAACGUUUUCGCUUUGAAUUUGAUACAAAAUUAUCGAAUAAUAUUUGCGUAUCCAAAAUAUAUCGGACUUUUAAAUGAUGCCACUGGCUUUCUAUUAGAAUUUUAAACACAAAUGGCAUGUCUACUCAUUUGCUUGGCCUAUGACUUGUUGAAACUGGUUUUUAUCUAUUAACUGUUGCUAUAAAUAAAACGUUUUGAUUAUGCAAUGAAAUCAAUGUACUGAAAUUCAGUAAUAUAUACAUAUAAGAUAAAUUAUUUUUUGGCAGAAUGUGUGGUAUACCAUCCAAUUGAUAAUAAUAUGUCAGUACAAUUAACCAUUUGAUUAAAUCGGUGUAAAUUGAUACCAAAUUCCUUCCAAGUUAUUUUACUUGAUUGUUUCUCGAGAUCAUUCAAGUAAUUGGGGCUUAACGUCUCUUUAAGUAUACAAAUUUUCCCUGUACCAUACAAUGUUUAAAACGUUGAAGUUCCAACAUAGCUUGGGUUAGAUGUUGAUUCCUGUUUCUAAAACCUGUCGAAAGUUAUACCAGUAUCAACUGAUUUAGUAAAAAAAAAUCUUUGCUUCCUCUUUUCUAGAUCUAAUUAGAUGUAGAAAAUACAUUCAAUGAUCGAAAUCAAAAAAUUAGAAUGAUUGCACUUCUGUUUAACUUCAACUACGUUCAAGCUGCAAAUUUACUAACCCCAUCGGUUUAAUUUCUUGUCUUCUUCCUAGAGAAAUUUGACCAUAAAUUAUGCAAGUUACUGAGUGCAAUUCUGUAAACUUAAACUAAUCCAAUCUCUCACAUUUCUACCCUUUUUUACUGAUACUAUUCCCAUCUCAAGUAGGUAUUUGAAUAUAUUAUUGUGAAAAAAAUCUCAUGAAUUCUUAAAAUUCAAUUGUUGUGGGGUAAGUUUCUCCAUAAAAACAUUUUUUAUGAAAGCUUGUUUUUUUAUAAUUCCCGCAGGUUUCUUACACAAUCUAGCGGUGAAGUACCUACAAUUUCUAGAUCGAUAGAGAGUUGCUUUUAAGCCUUUUUGUACUUUUCUUUACACUACGUGUCUUCUUUUUCAAUUAUUUCGAUCUAAUACUUGUCCAUAUUUAUUGAACUUUCAGAAAACGUUGUUAGGUUUUUCUGGAUGUUAUGAUGCAAUCUUCAAAAGACGUUUUAUUCCCAGAAGACUUUACUAAUAUCCUUCCUCAAUUCAAUCUCAUGGGAUUGUCAUUUUUGCUGGCUGCUAACUUUUAUCUUUUCUUCCAUGAAAGUGUUGAGCUGUACUUCAUUUUUCUGUCCAUACUACAGAUCCUGCAAUCUUCUCGGAUUAGCAGGCUCUCUAAUGGAUAAUCCAACUACCUUCUAAUCGAGAUUAGUCCUCUUUGGUGUAUAGUCUCUCAACUGGAUUAUGGGGAGAGCGUUUUAGUUGUUGAAUCUUCUCCUGGUGUUUUUUACAUGAUUUCUCCUUUCUUUUUUGGGUCCAAUUCAUUCGAAUCUUCUUCUAUUUCAUUUCUGAUGGUCUACUGAUAUUAAAUUUUAUUUCAUUCUUAAUUAAAAUUAAAAUUGAAAAUACGUUAUAUAUAUUGGAGAAUAAGUAAGUUAUUAAAUAUUUUACCGAAUACCAGUGCAUGGGUUUCGUUAUAUAGAAAUUAAAAAUGUUGCAUGUCCGUUUAUUUUUUCAAAAAAAAAAAAACUAUCCUUGGCUUUCUUUUUGGGUUGGAGUCUUUCUUUGUCAAACCACGUACAUAUUCUAUGUAUUUCCUUUUCUUGCCACAUCAUAAUGUCUUAGGUGAACUGAACUCACACAUUUUUGUAUACAUUUACGAAACUUUGUUCCUUCAAAUAAACAUACAUAUAUUCUUGUAAUUUGAUAAAGACAUGCAGUUGCCUCAAAGGCAGUUAUUUUUGUCUUCCUGUAUUUUGAUCUCGAAGCACAAAUGUAGUUUUAUACGUGUACAGGGCGGGUCAAAUUCUAUUAUAAAUAUAAUGUCUUGAGAUUGAUUCAAACAUCAAAAUAAAGUUCCAAGUUAUAUCCGUUUUUUUUUUGAUAAUAAAAACAGUGUGAAUUAAACAUAAUAAGGAAUUGAAAGAUUAUCUUUAUUUUACCUAAAUUUGCCUUGCCCUGUAUACUGCGUGUCUCAUUUCUUUUUCUCUCAAUCAUUGUAGUCAUCUUGAUGUAGAACAAAUAUUUAGGCUUGUUUAUAUAGUGCAAUUUUAGUAGACUUCCCCAUAUCAGGUGAAACACUGUACAUAGUUUAAUCACUUUAAUAUUUCUUAUCGCAUACAAAACAUUCUUAAAGAAAAAUAGGUAGUUUUAUAGCGAUUCCAAAUGCAAAAUCGAAUCACUAAUUUUUAAUCGAACUAAUGCAUUUAUACUUGAACAAAUCGUUUCUUAAAUGAGGAAUGAAUCCAAUUAAAACAAACACUUAAACUUUCUGAACUAAGAAACCUUUCGAAAUACAUUUUGGUUAUUGCUAGUUUAUUUUACCGUUAAUCAAAUAACUACAAACCAACAAACAAAGGUUUUAACCUGCCAAAUUUUUAGAGGUAACUGUCUAAACGACUUUGAACAUGUUUUUCAAGGUUUUUUUUGUAAUAGAAAUAUAUUUCAAAUCCCAAAUUUUGUCUUCCUCGUUAGGUCCUUAAAUUUUUUUGAUCCUCAUCUUUAUAGCUCUAAUGAUAUUUGUGACAUAGCGCGUUUUGUAAUAUGGGGUUCCAUUAAAUCAAUUCUCAUUUUUUUUUUCAAAGUUCCCGCCUUUGCGUCUUUACUCUUUGUUGUUUGCAUUAAAUACAACGAAAGCAUUUAUUAUAACUGCGUUGAGAGAUGAUUAGAAAAGCACCAUUGACCAUCUUCUAUUAUUUCUUCAUAUUAUAUAUCUACUUCGUCCACGGUGCCUACCACGACUUUGAUACUAAUAUAAUUUCUGGCUCAUUUGUACCUUUGGAGAUGAUGUCUUGAUGCAUACUAGAAAACCCUAAAAAAACCUUGUUUAUUCUUAUAUAAAUUGGUAAACUAAGUUCGUCCAAAUUCAAAAAUCCAGUUAAAAUAGCUGCGUGGGUCUUUCCUGCAUUGAAUUCAAUCAUAUUGCUUCCACCCCACUUCAGAAUAUUUUCAGGAUCGGAAUUGGGGGAAAGAGGGUAGAUGACUGAUGAACACUAGCUCAAACCUCUCUGAGGAGUGUCCAUCCAUAGCGACCUGGAUGGAUCGGUCUUUGAGAAAGCUUCUAAAAGCAGUCGUAAUGGCUAUUACUCUGCAGAUGCUUCGUAACAUACACGUAUCUGCCAAAGUAACAGAACCCUAUGGGGUCAAAUUCUGAUACAGUUUUGAUUAAACAUAUCGAAAUAUUCAAGUUUAUCAUACUAAUUUCAUUUCGAGUCCUUCUGUCGUUAAACCUCAGUUCACGAAGUUAAAAUAAAAACCUUUCUUUAAUCAGUAUCAAACUUUAAUAUUCCCAAAUAAUGCUAAUAAUAUUUCCGCGAGGUAUCUGGGUACGACUCAAGUUAGCACACUGAAUAUUGGUAGUUAAAGAAAUUAAUUUUCGACUUUCUUGUAUAAUUCACGAUUCUCAUUUCUAUUUGAUUGAGUUUCUUCAGUAUCUUGUAUUAUUUUCUCUAGUUUCUAUACUUUCUAAUCAUUAUCAGAUACAUCAUCAAUCUUCGCUUGUCCAUAUUUAUCAUCUUACCGCGUAAGCUCCUGAAGAUGAAUUUGUUAUCGUUAUAGCAGCAUAUAAACAUCACGAACAUACAUUUUUUCUAUCUUUUUUAAAUUAUGUAAAGUUAAUAAACACUUCUGAGAGUGCGAAACUUUUUUUAAAAGUUCGGUAGUUCCAUUAGUAUCAAAUAAAUUUUGAAUGUACAUGGUUUUUCAGUUUUUCAAAUAAAAUCUUGAGCAUUUUGUCUGUGGCGAAUAAAGAAAUAGUAACUGGGUGAAUUCAAUAUACAUGUAGUGUCCAUUUUCUGUAAUGAAACAUGCUAACUCUAAAUGACUUAAUCAUCAAGGACGUCCAUUGUUGUUUCCAAAUUUUCUAACGUAUUUUCAAAUUCUACGUCCAAAAUUUUGCUAUGAUAGCAUUAAUUUUUAUAUUUGUAUCGAAAUCGAGUUUCUCUUUUUUGAAAAACCGUUGAAUCGGGUUUUUUUUGCUGACCAAACAAGAAAUAUGAUUCCGUAACCGUAUUCAUCACUAUCAUCCAGUUUUAGUUGAUUUCCUUUCAAUUAGAUUCUUCAAUAUCAUUAAUAAACCUUUUAAAAUAAUCCCGCCAAAAAUUUUUUUAUCUAUAUAGAAGAUUGUCAUUUCGUUUGCGUUUCUUUUCAACAAUUCUGAUCGAAUUCACGUAAACUUUACCAGUAAUUAUAGGAAAUAUUUUAUACUGGUAUCCUGAUACCUAAUAUGGUGUUAACUACAUGUGUGGAUAUUAAUUUAUUAUAUUAGUAUACAGGAUAUGUUAAAAGGACAAACCUCGAACUAAAGAUUGUCAAAGUUCGCUUCCAACGAUGUGGGAACGCUCAAUACCUAAGCAUUUGCUGCAGCAUGUGUGAAUCGGUUUGUUAAUUGGAGCACAGCUUUAGUAAUGUCCUCUCGUUAGAGUUUGUCUUCACCCUUGCUCGAUGAUGGCAUACGCCCUGUCGGUUCUUCGUUCCGAACAUCACUUCUUGACGGACGUCAUUGCUGAAACUUUCCUAUUUACCGUGUUAAGUAUGAUAAGGCAUUAUUCCUAAGAGCUUCUACUAAUUUAAUUGGAUAUUCUAUCGUAUUUUUCCCUCGGGAACCGAGUAUUUUCAAGAAAUCGCGCUGCUCUAUCAAGAAUUUCUUCCAUUUCGAACAAUAUCUAUCAACUGACUGAUCCCGUAGCCCUCGAUGCGCUACCACCAGCUCUUUCUUGUUAAACAUGUGUACUACUCUGCAUAUUUUACCAAGACCUUCAACGAAUUUAACGAAUGGACUAUAAAAAUUUAAGUUUGUAGUUAAUGUGAAUAGUUUCAUUUCUUUAUACGUUUUGUUGGUAAAUAUAAAGUUAAGUGAUAUUCAAAAAUACAGUGCUUCACCUGAUAUUAUCUUAUUAUUAUUUAUUUUUAAAUUUAAUUUAAAAAAAAAAUGCAUAUUCUUUAGGAUAUCUUUCUAGUCAAACUUCGAAGUUUGCAAUUUUCUAGUGGAAUUCUACUAAUAUCAACGAAAUAGUUUCCAGAAGCUAAAUAUUUGUCCUGUUUUCAAGGAGGAUAUAUGAAUUUAUUGUAAGAUAUAGGGUUAGAUUUAGUAUUGUGAUGUAUUAUUAGUGAUAGUCCUUAUUGAUACCUAUAUUUGCAGAAAAUGUGUCUUAUUAUACGUAGCAUUUAAAAAUGAGAAGUUUUCACUUUGUACUUUUAAAAAGAGUACGUACACGUUAUUAUGAUGCAUGUAAAAUUAACGAAAUAAGUAACUGUUUAUUUGAACUAGUACUAUAUAUAUAUAUAUAUACCAUUUAUAAAGAAUUUGCAUUUUUAAGUAGGAUUAAUGUGUAACUGAAGGUUGAAGAGCAGAAUUAAAACGAAGAGGCUCUAUUUAGGACUCACCGCACGUGUCAAACUUAAUAACUUUUCUUUCCAAUACAAAUCCUGUCAAAUUUUAACAAUUUAAAACGGGCUUUGCAAGGAUAAAGUAAAUAUAUUUUUUAUUUCGCAUUCAUUUUGAUGCGUUUUCGAAAUCAAUUUUUAUUUCAAUAUACGUGGGGUCAAAAAAAAAUCGUUUGCUUGGCAGAUUUAAAAAGAAAAUGUUUACCAAAUAUGUGCUUUUAUGUAGGUAGAAAGAUCCUUCGCAUUAUUAAUGUUUUUUAGGUAAUUUAGCGCUUUACCAAAAAAGUCCUUUACAUUUUUUUUUUGGUAUAUCUAACCAUUUAAAUGUUUACAUAAUUAUUUUUGCUCGCGAAUUUCAUAUCGCGCAGAGAAUUUUCCAGUUUUCCAGUUUUUCACUUUAGAGAGGGAAUGAAUAACAUCACUGGUUAAAGUACAUUCAAGAUCAAGUGACAAAAAGUGAAAUCUGCACGAAUUUCUCCGAAAUAUAUAGAAAAAAUUAAAAUUUUAUGAAUCAUUCAUCAAUCAAAGUUUGAUGAUGAUAUCUUUGAAAUGCUUUUAAUUUGAUCGAAAAAAUAAUUUUCAUUUUACGAAAAUUUGUAUUGUCUAUUUCAUAAUUUUCAUUAGCUGAUAAUGUAUUAAAUUUAUAAGCAAAAAUUUUGUCGAAAAAUUUCUGGCUUUAACUUUUAAAUGAUACCAUUUUUAUAGAGGUCUUAAUUGUCUACCAUAAUUUUUUCCAUCAAACUAAAUAUGAAAUACUAUAACACAUAUUUAUACGAAGAUUCCACUAUUCCAUAUCCAUUUUUUUAUUUAGUCCUUGAUCUCUUUUCCAAUUCAGUUUUGUUAUAUUAUUUCUUCGUUUUGUUUUAAUUCUUUUCAGUAUUAAUCUUUUUAUUUUCAAAUUUCAAUAUCCAUAUCUUCAAUUUUAUCAACUUUUCAUUUUUGUUGCUCUUAUUUUACAACCAAGACCAGCAAAUACAAUAAAAGAUGCAAAAAGUUAUCUAAUCAGUGAUUUUUAAGAGGUAUAGGAUUUGAUUUAAAAAAAAAACACAAAAAAUUUGAAAAAAUUGAUGAAAUUUUUAUUGGAAUCGAUAGUAAGAUCAGUAUAAUUUAAUGUUUGAAGAUGAUUUCAUGCAAUGUUUGCCGCGACUCCGCUUUAGAUAGCCCAUUCGCAAGAUUUAAUUCCGACACACUCCCUCCAACAUAUUGGCCGGUAUUUCACGAAUGAACGCUCCAAUAUUGGCGUCAAUCAUUGCUGGUUUAUCUCUGUAGACAUUAGCAUUAACAUGGCCCCAGAAGAAAUGGUCCAAAGACGUUAAAUCACACGAUCUAGGAGGCCAAUUGUUGGGCCCCAAACGUUCACCGAAGACGGCUCUCAAUUUCCUUAUUGUUUUGCGUGCCGUGUGGCAUGUGGCACCGUCUUGUUAAAACCACGUAUCUGGUAUGUCCAAUUCUUCAAUUUUGGGUAAAAAAAAUCGUCAAUCAUCACAAGGUAGCGCUCGUCAUUCACAGUAACGUUCCGGAUAUCGUCGCUUUUGAAGAUUAUGCCCAUCGGCCCAUAAUCCACACCAAACAGUGACUUUUUAAGGAUGCAUUGGUAGCUCUUGCAUUGCUUAUGACUGGUUUUCACUCCAGAUGCGGCAAUUUUGCCUUCGUCGCUGAACACAAUUUUUCGAUAAAAAAGUGGAUCUCCCUCCAACUUCGCCAGCGACCAUUCACCAAAUGUUGGUUAUAUAAUAUCAUAUAUAACUUUAUAUGAUUAUGUUCCAUGCCUAUGAUUCCAUCAAAUGUUUCCUCUGUUAACUCAAAGUUUUGCAUUUAUAUCUGGAAUUUCUAUGAAUGGAAGGUUUGUUCACCUAGAUUAAGUUACUUCAUUUUAUUUAUUUUGCUAAUACCAUUUUUUACGAAAAUGAUUUAUCAUUCAAUUUAAACAACUACCAUUUUGUUUUCAAUUCCGUUUUGACAUAUAUUGUACCACCCAAUUAUUUUAUAUCGCUUGUCCAAAACUAUGAAAGUCCCUCUCAAUUCCUUUCUAUCUAAUUAAAGUCCCGUUCGGUAAACUUUGUAUCUUGUCACCCCACGCGAAAUUCUACAUCAAAGUGAAUAGCGUGUUUACAAGUUGCACUGCCUUCAGAUAGAUCUAAUGCGAACAAGUGUGGUUUCCCAUCACUCUCACCGACAAAUGAACGACUUGCGGUAUGGAUACGGUGCCGUUGCGUCUUUAUCUACUUUGACCGCAGGUUAUAGUUGGGAUCUGACACUGUUUUCAUUGAGAACAAAUUUGAAUAUAAUUGUGUAUAUCUGUUGAAAAUUAAAGGUAAAUACACAACAAGCAAUAGUUGUUUAGCGUGAUUCAUUUCCGAAAAAAAUAAUUUUUUUUUCCGGUGCUCAGGCAAUGUAUUAAUCUACAUAUAGAAAAAUAAAUUCUCAAGUUUGUUAAAUUGCACGUAAAAUGUUUUUUUUUCAAAUUUCUAAUACUUUUUACAAUAAUGUAAACCAGUUUGAUGGACCUCGUGGGGAGUUUUUUCAAGAACUCACACUCAACAAUAGAAGGAACAAUUUUUUUCAAAAACCUUGCUUAAACGACUCCUAUUGGUGAAGCAAAAAUUCUAAAGCGAUUUCGAAGACCAUAAAAUUCCCAACAAGGACCAAUAAAACGAUUUGAAUUAUUGUAAAAAGUGAGUAAAUAUUAGAAAUUUAAAAAAAAUAUAUUUUUUACAUGCAUUUUAAAUAGUAAAACUUCAAAUUGAUAUUAAGAGCUCAAACUUGGUGAGACUUUUUUUUCUAUAUGUAGAUUAAUAUUUAGCAUGAGAACCGAAAGAAAAAUUGUCGUAUUAGAAAACUUGUUUGUAUAAUUGAAAUAUUUAGAAGCAAAAGUUUGGAGUUAUUGUGAAAAAUGUUUGAAGAUGACGUUAUUAAGUUUGGUACUUGCGCUGUAUUUGCUACAGUAGUUUUGGUAACAGGCCUAGUUUCCCGGUACUGACUGGCAGUGUCUGGUUGGUGCUAGGUUACUGCGCGUAAUCAGCUGCCAGCAAUCUUUGAUCAUAAUUUACAUACGAUGGUCUAGCCAAGAAAUGAUCGAAUCAUGAAUAUUAUAAAAAGGAGUUAGCGGCUUGGCUAGGCUAUAGAUUUUACAAUAACGUAGUGCCUUUAGGCUGCUGAUCACGCUUUGCUGAAGGUGUGGGUCACAAUAGCCUUUUUUUUAGUGUUAAAGAUCCUUUUUUUUCUCCAUAUAAUUUAUAUGAUUUACUGUGUACUGUACUGUUCUAAUCCCGAGGUGUAUGUAAUAUCACCGCUACUAUUUGUAAUAAUAAUGCUUGAAAAUGCAUGAUAUUUGUUUUAUUAAUCAUUGCUUAUUAUUUUUUUAUUUUUUCCAAAAUUAUCCAAAAUUUUUAUUUUCAAAUACCCGUGACCCUUUCAUUGAGUGCCUCUUGGCUUUUUUUUUGAUCAACAUGAAAGACUGUACAGGCAAUAAAACAUAUUCCCUCGACGCUUGCCAAUCACGUUAUUUUUUGUGUUUUUGUAUGUGAAAUAUUCAUCCUUACAUUGUUGCUUUUCAUCAAAAAAACUAACACUAAUUGCUUAAUAUUACAUGAAUAUAAACGCAGUUAUAUUAUUAUAGCAUCGAAACAUAAUAAUUGGUCAGUAUCAACAAGAUAUUCUCACGCAAAUUAUCAUCAAACUUGAUUAACUCAAAAAAUAUUCAACAAAGAUAAACUAUUCGUUGUAAUGGCAACAACGCAAUAAUAGUUUCGAAAUUAACACCAUCUAAAGUUAGGAAUAGUCUCUAGAUUUAAUAUAAGGUAAAUUAAUUCUCACACUGUAGCUUUUAAAUCACUUUUGUACACUUGCGUGUGUUGUGAGUUCUUUACACUUGGCCACGCUUAACCAUCCGUCAGGCGCAUUUAAUCCAUGAGAUAAGUAGAAUAUGUUUUGGACUACCAAGUUUCAAUAGAGAGUGAGUGCAGCCUCCGGCUACCUUCUCAACUGAUCCCUUUGAGUUAGAGAUGUUACUUUACAAGAUACUAAGAAGUGAUCGACAAUCCUUGAAGAAAUUGAAACGGGUAUGGAGUGAAACGGUUUCAUCUCGUUAUCAACUAUUGGAGAAACGAAUUUCUUGUGAUUUGAUAACAUUUACACCAGAAAAGAAAAAAAGAAAAA